UUUCGGUCCGCCGCGGCUCCCUAUGUCACUACAAAGCUCCGCCCUGCGUGAAAAGCAGCACUAGUUUUAUGGAUUCGGCGGUUACAGAUGUUGAUGACGGUUGCAAGAAGGAAGUUAGUUCGGUAACUUCUGUUGGUGUUGUAACAUCAGAGACGAUGGAGCCGUUGAAAGUAAAGCACAACUUGACCGAAGAAUCGAUCUUGAAGAAAUCACCCUUAACAUACUUCUUGGAGAAAUUGUACAAUGAAAAUUCAUUAUGGAGCACAACAACUGUUGGUAAUGAAAAAGGAAGAGAACGAGUUUAUGACACUAUCUUCCGCUUGCCAUGGAGAUGUGAAUUGCUUAUAGAUGUUGGCUUCUUUGUCUGCUUCAAUUCAUUUCUAUCAUUGUUUACUGUGGUACCAACAAGGGUAGUUAUGACAUCUUGGAAGCUUCUGAAAACAAGGAAGUUCAAGAGGCCGUCUACAAUUGAAUUGUCAGAUUUGGGCUGUUUUGUUAUUAUGGCUUGUGGAGUCACUGUUUUGCAGCAAAUAGAUAUCAGCUUAAUAUAUCAUAUAAUCCGUGGUCAAGCAACAAUCAAAUUGUAUGUGAUCUACAAUGUAUUAGAGAUAUUCGAUAAAAUAUGUCAAAGUUUUAAUGGGGAUGUGUUGCAAAUGUUAUUUCAUUCAGCAGAAGGACUAGCAAGAUGUCCCCCUGAAAUGCCAAGUAUGAGAUUCUGGAUAUGGAGAUUUAUUUCUGACCAAGUUUUAGCUGUUGUUGCAACAAAUAUCCUUUUCUUUAGGACUAUACUACCUCCGGUACCUUAUAUAAGGAGAAGAAAAAAAAUCAACAAGGCCAAGGCAAUCACUUUAUCAGCCUGCAUUGUUGCUCACUACAAUGCACUGCCAGCUUUGCUGGUAUCGAAUAAUUUUUCUGAGAUCAAAAGCUAUGUGUUUAAGGGAUACAAUAAGGAUAAUGUUCACAGUAUGGUGUACUCUGAUUCCAUAGAGAGAUUCCACAUCUCAGCAUUUAUCUUAUUUGUUUUGGCUCAAAAUAUUCUGGAGGCAGAAGGCCCCUGGUUUCAAAGCUUUCUCAUUGAUAUGCUUUUGGUUUAUCUAUGUGAAGUGGCUAUUGAUAUUAUCAAGCAUUCAUUCAUUGCCAAAUUCAAUAACAUUACUCCCAUUGCGUACUCUGAGUUCCUUGAAGAUUUAUGUAAACAGACUCUACAUAUGCAAACUGAGGAUGUAAAGAAAAAUUUGAAAUUUGUCCCUCUUGCUCCAGCAUGUGUGGUCAUCCGAGUUCUGGCUCCGGUAUAUGCUGCUAAUCUUCCUUGCAGUCUCCUUCUGUGGCAGUUUUUUUGGAUUAUACUAUUUUCAGCAAUAACCUACAUUUUACUCACAAGCCUCAAGAUUCUAAUUGGCUUGGUUCUAAAGAAACAUGCCACUUGGUAUGUUAAUCGCUGUCAAAGGAGGAAGCAUCAUCUUCAUCCAGAUUAAUUCAGGGACCUUCUGUUAAUUUGAUGCUCUGUGCUUUUAAAAGAUUCCUUUGCUUGUGCCUGAAGAUUACUUACAGAAAGAACUUCAUAAGAUAACUUAUUGAUUUGGGGUCACCAUAAGAACUUGGCAAGUAUGGUUGGAAACAGCUUUAAGUUCAUCCAGAAGGUUUUUAAACUUGCAGGUGAGCCAGAGCCUAGUGGGUGGUAGUUCCUCAUUUGCAGUUUUGUUACCAGUGAACAGUUUUUUUUUUUCCAAAAUGAAGAACAUGAAAUUUCGGGUUGUGCAUUAUUGAUGGCAUCCAUUUGGACUUCCAACACCAUGAAAAUACAGAAACUUUAUAAUCUAUGUGUUGUAUUAUGGUUAUAAUUAUGUAAGAAUUCUUUGAACAUUAAAGCAUGUGCAAUAUGGCAAAUUGAGAAGAAAGCUAUUGUUGCUUUUGGGAGAAUGUCUGUUUGGUGGCAUGGUAUUGAAAAUAUACACGCUAUAUAACUCUUGGUGAUGGGGCCUGAGCUUUGAUUCUUGGAAUAACUAAGGAAAGGUACACAGUUUUGUUGUGUGUGUGAUGAUAAAAUCUCAGUGAUAGCAUUCUCAAAAUCAGUGUCAACCCUAUGGGAGCAGGUUCAAAGAUGGGCAGACAUAUGCACGUGUUUACCUGUGUUUGGUUAAGCAGUAGGCAACCACUACCGUGAGUAACACUCUCAUCACCGCAAUUUUUAAAAGCUGUAACAUGUCAGCACAUACUACAUCUUCAAGUUAUUUCAAUAGCAUGUAUGAGAAAUUUACGUACGAUGUUGCGAUCUUGGAAUAAAUAUUGAUGUUAUGGUUCGAAUGAUAAAAUGUAAUAAAUCAGGUUUAUUUGUGUUAAGAA
Molecule: messenger RNA, 2343 nt
Organism: Cicer arietinum (chickpea)
Lineage: Eukaryota; Viridiplantae; Streptophyta; Magnoliopsida; Fabales; Fabaceae
Product: protein POLLEN DEFECTIVE IN GUIDANCE 1-like
Cellular component (GO): endoplasmic reticulum membrane
Source: RefSeq, a predicted model, not a curated record